Messenger RNA from Centropristis striata (black sea bass), 4224 nucleotides. RefSeq names its product zyxin (gene zyx). The transcript is spliced from 10 exons. The record is from RefSeq and is a predicted model, not a curated record. Lineage: Eukaryota; Metazoa; Chordata; Actinopteri; Perciformes; Serranidae. Gene Ontology annotation, biological process: transforming growth factor beta receptor signaling pathway; integrin-mediated signaling pathway. The coding region runs from base 195 to 2117 and encodes 640 amino acids.
CACCAGCUGAUAAGGACUGGGCUAUGCGGAAGCUCCUACAGGAAGUCCAGCUAAAAUGUUGGCCAAGCUAGCUAGCUAGCUAGCAACGCAGCUCUUCUCUUUUAUGCACUUCGGAGAGUAGGAAACAUAUUAAACUGGAUGACAACACAGUGAUAGAGGCCGUCUGCUUUGCCAUAUGAGAUAAAAACACAAAAAUGGAGGACUCCAGCAGCAGCAAGCCGGUCAUGGUGACAUCCUCUCUGAACUUCAAAGUCACCACCCCGUCCUUCUACAACCAGCCAAAGAAGUUUGCCUCUGUGGCACCACCACGGCCCAAAAGUCUGACACCUCCCUCAGCUCCAUCACCGACACCAAUAGGCACAGCUGUGAUUGGUCGAGUGGGAGAUCUGCCUCCACCGCCCCCUUCGCUCUGUGAUGACUUCCCGCCCCCUCCUCCUCCUCCACUGGAUGAUGAUUUGCCAGCCCCUCCUCCCGAAUGCCAAACCACACCCACUGCCACUGAGGCCCCCCCUCCCGCCUUCCCCGCUCCACCUCCAGUGGCAGAUGACCUGCCCCUCCCAGCUCCCCCUGAGGAGAGUGCCUGUCCUCCUGCGCCCUCCUGCCCGUCUCCCCCUCCUCCCCCACCCCCACCCCCUCCACCUGUCCCUGCUUCCGGUACCAGUUUUCCCAGUGCUGCUGGACACCCACAGAGACUGGUGGAGAAGCAGACUAGCUUCGAUAAACAGCUCGACUCUCUAACUGACCUGCUGUCUGAGAUGGAGUCCAAGGGACCUUUCAACCCCAAGUUACCAAGCCAGUUUUCUUCCGCACCAGCACCCAAGCCUUCGGCUCCUCCUCCGACUGCUCCAAAACCAGCACUCUCCUUCCUCCCGCCUCCUGAGAUGGGAGACCGCCCGCCUCCAGCACCCUGGGCGGAAGAACUCAAAGCCAGAACGAACCGACAAGCCAAUCACAACUCUGCACCAAACCCUGCUGCUCAGCCGUUUGCUAAAGCUCCGGCUGUCGCCCCCAAGUCUGCCUUCGGAGGGAGAACGGCGACAUCAUCAACCUCUCUGGCACAAAAACUGAACCAGAACCUGAACCAGAACACCAACCCAAUCGCUGUUGCGCCAAAACCUUCCCCUCCCUCCGCCACCAGCUCUUUCCCUCCACCUCCUGCAGCUCCGCCUGCUCCUCCUACUCCACCAAACAAUAUGGCGGCUGCCCCGGCCGCUAAUCACAUAAAGAGUUCUCCCUUUAGCAGUCAGGUGAAUGCAAACAUAAACCCUCCUGCUGCUGUGCCGCCGCCUCAACCCAAGAUGAUGACACCAUCCCCUUCCUCUUUUAACCAACCAAUGAAAUCACCCCCCUCCUCUUUUAACCAACCAAUGAAAUCUCCUCCUUCAUCAACGCCCUCCCCCCCUGGCCCAGUUCUUAUCCCAGGUGGAGGUGUUCCUCUUAACAUGAAGGAAGUGGAAGAGUUGGAGAGAAUGACCAAGGACUUCAUUAAAGACAUGGACACACACGCACCGGUCAUCGUCUCCCCUCCUACAGAGGUCUGUGGGAAGUGUGGGGAGGCUCUGUCUCGCACGCAGCCAGCAGUGAGGGCCAUGGAUAAACUCUUCCACUCCAACUGCUUCUGUUGCAUGAGCUGCCAUCGCCCCCUGCAGGGCAUGCAGUUCUAUGACAGGGAUGGUGCACCGGAGUGCGAGGACUGCUAUAUGAGUUCCCUGGCAGUGUGUUCCCGAUGUGGGGAGAAGAUCACAGACCGUGUGUUGAAGGCGGUGGGCCAGUGUUUCCACUCCCACUGUUUCCGCUGCAGCACCUGUUCCUGCACACUCGAGGGGGCGCCCUUCAUCACUGAUGACAACAACAACCCCUACUGCGUCCAGGAUUACCACAGGCGUUUCUCCCCUGUGUGUGUGAGCUGUAAUGAACCUAUUAUUCCAGCCCCCGGCAGCGAGGAAACAGUCAGAGUGGUGGCUCUCGACAAGAACUUCCACCUUAAGUGUUACCGUUGUGAGGACUGCGCUCGCCCUCUCUCCAUAGAAGCGGAUGAAAAUGGCUGCUAUCCACUGGAUGGCAAGAUCCUGUGUAUGAAGUGCCACACUCAGCGAGCCAAACAAGCUGCGCAGUGAUUAGCUGGUGCAGCAUGACUCAGAUUUAACUAUGAACCAAAAUCCAAAAGCACAGGAUUCAUUCAGCUGCCGUUUUGCCUUUGCACCAGGGCUUCAUUCAGUAUAUGUGCGCAGGUGUGAGUGUGAAUGUGCUGUGUGAAAAGGUAUGUUUGCAUGCAAAUACAGUGUAGUAUUCCCCUGUCUUUGUUCACUUCAGUGCAGAAGUAAUGUACUGCACUGAAAUAAACUCCCCUCAUCUUUCCUUCCUAAUCUCAAGCUCUCUAAUCUCUCAUCCAGCCCUUGUGUACUUUUUUGUGCCAAUUCCAUGUUUACGCUAAAAUUUCCAGCAUAACUUGCACAAGAACAGUUUGGUCAAAAGAGCAGUCUGAUGAAUAUAAAGUUGCCUUUCUUUGUCUGUUGCCUCAGUAUUAUUAGUAGCACCAUUUACUGAGAUAUUUCCUUCGAAAGACUUUCACUGGUUGGUCUCUUUCCCUAUGAGCAUUGUGUCUAUAUCGCUGUUACUGAGACAGAUUGUUACCACGGGGUGAGGAGUGCCUCUCAUUUAACCACUCUGCAGAAUUCACCACUCUGAUUGGCUGCUGGUAGAGAAAAUCUUUCACACUUUGGCAGUUGUUGUGCCUGCAAGCAUGGUUAAUUAUGCUUUCCUGCCUAGAAAGUGCUUUAUAACAGCCAAUCUACUCUGACAGCAUUUUAAAAUUGUCUAGGGCUAAACGUUGACUGCAAAAAAGAUAAAAACAGUGAAUGUUGCUUUUUUGUGAUGUGAAUUUGAUCAUUUAAAGGCAUGCUUUGAAUAAUGUCUUGUUGUUUUCUCUUCUUUGAUCACACAGACUGUAUAAGAACAAGUUUAGAACAAAAUAAAUCAGCAAUUUUCUUCUCAAAAAUAGUUUAGUGCUGAUUUAACUGUGUAUUUUUUAAAUGCAUGCUCUUUGAAUGCACAAAAUAUGAACAAACAACAGCACAGAUUCCAUUCCAGGGAUCUCAUGAUUAAAAAAAACAAAAAACACAUGGUUAUAAAUGUCAGCUGCGUGGCUGAAACAGGACCUAUCAUGUGAUUGUUGCACAGUUCCAUAGUGAAAUAAAGUAGCCUUUAAGUGUCACUUUGACUCUAAAGCCCCCGCACAUCAAUUUUGUAUUAAAAGACACCAUCUUUUUGAUAUGCAUCUCUUGCUUUAAAUAAUAUAAUUUAUGGACCAUUUUUUAAAUUAAGUAUAAAGGAUAUAUGUGUACCAGUACUAAAAAAGCCUGUGCUUACAGCAGGAUAGUAGAUCAGUAGAGGCAUUAGCUUAGAGUUUUGAGUAACGGAUGUUAAAACAUAGUGACCAAAUGUUUUGAAGCUGUUGGCAAGAUUAGGGUUAAUAAAACGUGUACAUGAGAUUCAAUGUUUUGACUUUCAUGCAAGUUUUUUUCUCACCUUAGGUGCGUUUGAGCCCAGUUUUUUGGUCUUGAUCUCUUCUAUUGUUUCAGUUAAUACCACUAGUCUUUCCAUUAUUCAUCUUUUGUACUUGUGUCUGUUCAUGUCGGUUAUAUACUAUUUUAUCUUACUGUACUGUAUUUCAUUGAUAAAUGCUUACAAUUAUUUGGUUUCACUUUGAACCUGGAGAUGUGCCUUCUCCACUGUUGUAUCCCGUUGUUCCUUUUGAAUUGAGCCUGGUUUGCAGCUACAGAAACUCAUUCCACAAUAAGAAAACAGUUGUUACUUGUGCUUGCAUUGAGCCUGGUGUAAAGUAAAACACCAGAACGACUAACAUGACAAUAGUUACUCAGCGUUGCAUGCUAUCUAUGUAGGUGGUGGCAUUUCUUCUAGUAUUAUGUCUUUUGUUUGCACCAACUACUCCACCUUUGUGGCCCUGCCUUUGUCAUCACUAUGUGAUAUUAAACGUAUGAUGAUGCCUUCACGGUUGCAUUUAUCUGGCGUUUUGUUGUGUUAUGUCCUAUUGUAUUACAUGCUGAUGCCUUGUCUUUUCAUAUAACUUUUUUUUUUAUAAGUUCCUGUUUGAUAUGUGUGAAUGUGUAUAUGUUUAAAAACAUUAUUUAGCCCUACCCCUCCCUCUUUGGCUGUAUCAAAAGAUAAACAAACAAACAAACAAAUAAAAUGCGAAAUACCAAA